AUGAAGUGUGCGCUGCAGCGGCACGCGGCGAUACGGUCCGCCCACCUUCAUCUCGCCCGCGAAGCUGAGAGGUCGACAAGCAGCCGGCUGACUCUGCGCGAAAACACUUCACCGACAGAGGAGUCUGAGCCCGCUCCGACACGCCGCGCUGUCGACAGGAGUUUCUCUGUCGGAGCUGGAGGUGAGUCACCGCGGACGACUGAGCGCGCUCCAACAUCACCCACCCAGAGUACAAACAAACAACAGGCGGGAACAUCUGCGGGGAGAGGCCAGAGGAGUCAGGCUGGAGGACUCGGAGACGAGAGGAACGUGUUCAUCAGGAAACGGUUGUUUAUAACCCGAUAA
This is a messenger RNA of Xyrichtys novacula (pearly razorfish), 345 nucleotides long. Lineage: Eukaryota; Metazoa; Chordata; Actinopteri; Labriformes; Labridae. The record is from the annotation of a GenBank genome assembly.